Molecule: messenger RNA, 1815 nt
Organism: Mytilus trossulus (common blue mussel)
Lineage: Eukaryota; Metazoa; Mollusca; Bivalvia; Mytilida; Mytilidae
Product: potassium voltage-gated channel protein Shaw-like
Exons: 3
Coding region: 39-1475 (478 amino acids)
Biological process (GO): potassium ion transmembrane transport; protein homooligomerization
Cellular component (GO): membrane; voltage-gated potassium channel complex
Molecular function (GO): protein binding; voltage-gated potassium channel activity
Source: RefSeq, a predicted model, not a curated record
CAAAAUCAAAAUCCUCCCAAUAUAAGUGUGACAAGAAGAUGGGUAAACGGAAUAAGGACGACAAACAAAGUCCUCUUAUAGCGCUCCUUCCUGGGGCAAAAAUCAACAGUGAAAAGGGAAAAAUUACUGUCAACAUCGGAAUCUCGAAAGAAACUGUUAUAUUUAACAUUGGAGGUGUUAAGUUUGAAACAUACAGAUCAACACUUUACCGCCAACCUGAUAGCCCAUUGGCCAACGAAGACUUUCUCCUGAAGCACUUUCGGUCUGAUAAAAAGGAAUAUUUCUUCGAUAGGGAUCCAGCCAUGUUCAAAGCUAUUCUGAAUUACCUUCGUACAGGAGAGCUUCAUAUGCCGCCAUAUAUGUGUGGUCCAGCAGCAAAGCUUGAAUUGGAGUUUUGGGGAAUACCGGACAGCAUUAUAGAAAGAUGUUGUUAUACUCACUAUAAUGCAUAUAACUCUACACUGAGAGCCCUAAAUCGUCUGGAAAAGGACCGGCAUGGAAGCUUUGAUUAUCCAGUCGAUACCCAUACAAACAAAAAUAUGUCUAAAUGGAAAAGAAUCCGCUCGAAAGCCUCUAUUAUUCUCAACCAUCCAGAAAAGUCAAAAUCUGCAAAGGUGUAUGGAAUGGUCUCACUAAUUGUGGUAGCAAUCUCCAUUCUUUCAUUCCUUGCUGAAACACACCCGAGUAUUCAGGUCAAGGAAACUGUUUAUGACGUGUCAUUUGUGUACAAUGUCACAACAAAUAUAACAACGAAUUCAACAACGAGAACGGAAAUCGUCACUCCACAUCCGAUUUUAGACAUCAUUGAUCAUUCGUGUAUGGCGUUUUUCACCAUUGAAUAUAUUUUAAGAGUUGUGCUUUCGUUGCGAAGGCUGGUUUAUGUAAAAUCAUUAAUGGGAAUUAUUGACCUUUUCGCACUCUUGCCGGACUACAUUCAACUCAUUAUGUUUUCAAUAGGCAAACAUCUAGCUCGCACUUCUUUCACCCGGAUCAUCACCAUUUUAAAGAUAACAAGGAUAUUGCGCAUUUUCCGGUUAGUUCGUCACGUGCCUGGAUUAUGGAUAUUAGUGUACACUCUAAAAGCGAGUUUGCGCGAGCUUUUAUUGAUGGUAGCGUUUCUUUUUGUAGGAAUGUUGAUAUUUUCGUCAAUGAUUUACUAUGUAGAUGAUAGAGAAAUUUUUACAAGCAUUCCUCACAGUUUUUGGUGGGCACUCAUAACCAUGACAACAGUUGGUUAUGGCGACAUGUACCCCGUGACUGCUUUCGGCUAUGUGAUUGGAUCGUUAACGGCUAUGUGCGGUUUGUUAAUGAUAGGAUUUUCAGUACCAAUUUUAGUUAAUAAUUUUAUAACCUACUACCAAUAUGUUGAAUUUGCAAUCCAAGACGAAAAACUAAAGCGAGAAAAAUCUGAGAUUCUAGAGGACCAAGUAAUUGGUGACCAUGAAAUGACAAAAAACAACAAUUCGUACAGAUAAAUAUGACCACGUUUACUGCAAACAAUAUAAGAAAUAAACCGCUCAUUUAUCAAUUGUUACAAGAGACAUGCCUCUAUAUGAAUAGUUUAUCUGCAUUUCUUUUAUUAAUAAGAUUUUAAAACGAAAAGACUAAUUUUUAAUUUUGAAAAUGUCUUCAACAUUGAAUGCUUUCUCCAGUAGGAAAGUUUGUGUAUGCUUGUCGCUAUUUGGCAUAUAAUGGUAUACCAUUGUCUGCCCGUCAGCUGUUUAGGACGUAAACACUUCGUAUGGUCACUCGAUGUUACCAAUUCCCAUGUAAAUUUAGCACACUAUUAGAAUUGAGAGAAGAAAUCACCUUUGA